CUACGCUAGCGCCUCGCAGACGAAGGUAGCUGCAGUGUUUAAUAAUAGUUUGGCUAUAUUACAAUAUUGCAUUUGCUGAGUUUUGCUUUGUGUAGUCGGGGUUUUGCAAAAGACACCUGUGACGACAUGCACCUCAAUAACCAUUUUGGGUCAGGCGACGAGAUUUCUGAAAGGACGCUGACAUUCUGGGCUAACUCUGCUAGCUGUUAGCGUUGUGUUGUCUUGUCGGAGUGCUACUGUAGCAGUGUUUAAGGAGAUUGGAAUAACUCGGUGGUGUUUGGCAACUGUACGUUAUAGCACGGAGAAGUCUGAGUGAAGGCUGAAAGAUGGUCUGAUGGACCGCCGUUUCUUCCUGACCUUCCUCUUCUGCUCACUGUCGUGGAUCUUCUUCUGGGAAGUGCGCUGGAAGAAAGGAAAAGAGAGUCAGAUCGAGGAAUGGCUCAAAGGACAUAACCUCUCUCAAUACAGAAACUUAUUUGAAGAUGUACACACACUCGAGGAACUGAGUCUGAGUGUUCUUAGUCGUUUGGAAGAGGUGGUGAAGGAACAGCAGCGCUGGAGGGAGAUUGCAGAGGCUCACAUCCAGCUGCUUCGAGACUUUGCCUUCCAGGAGUGGCUUUGCUCCCAGAACCUGGAGCACUAUUACCAUACACUGAAGACCUUGGGUUGUAUGAAUUUGGAUGAUCUCUCUCAGUUUGACAGUCAGCUGCAGCUUUCUUUAGCUGCCUGGGGCUACUACUACGAAGAUUACAUAAAGUUGUCUACAGGCAUCAAGAUCCUCCAGACCUCCAGGGGGAGUCGUGACCAGGACUACGAGAUCCGGCUGGUGCACAGCCUCGCUGAGAGACGUCUGAAUGAGAAGUGGUCAUUUGCGGGAGCUCUCAUAUUUGGCUGUAGUGUGGCACUGUGCUUCUUGAUAAGGGACCUCAUGUUUUACGUGAUUGGUGGAAUUACUGUUUCCAUCAUAGCGUUUGUCUUUACCAUCAAGUUCCUCUGUGAGCUUGCGGCAAGGGUGGUCAGCUUCCUGCAGAAUGAGGAUCCAGGGCGACGCGGUGAUCGUAGCAUCUACGACUAUGUCCGGGGAAACUACCUGGACCCACGCUCCUGCAAAGUGUCAUGGGACUGGAAGGAACCACAGGAAGUGGGACAGACUAUGAGUUUCAGAGUCCAGCUGUUCUACAAGAAUGGUCAGCCUUUCCCAGCACAUCGGCCUGUGGGGCUGAGGGUCAACAUUACCCACAUUGAACUGGCCCUGGACAUCCCUGCCACACAGGAAGUCCUGCAAGAACCAGAGUCGAACGUAGUCAAAGUGGCUUUUACAGUGCGCAAGGCUGGACGUUAUGAGGUUGCGGUCAAGCUGGGCGGACUGAAUGUCGCCUAUAGCCCUUAUUACAAGAUAUUCCAGCCAGGUACAGUUGUUCCAUCCAAAACCAAGAUAGCCUACCAUUUCUCCACCCUGGUGCUAACAAAUGGACAGCGGCACACUUUACAAAUUGAGCCCAGAGACGAGUAUGGAAACCCUACUAAUAACUCCACAUCUCUGACAGAUGAAGCAAACUACAGUGUCCAUGUGCACUCUCUUGGCACAGCAGAUGAUGACAGUCUGGAGGGCCUCUACAGCAAAUCUGUUUCAGUCAACAAGCAGCAGUGCCAGGUUCUGUUGAGACUGACCCUGAAGAAGACUGGCUGUUUCAGGGCUCGCAUCUCCUACAAGGAUCAGCCGCUCAGCAAUGGGGAAUUUGACAUAAUUGUUCUCAGUGAGAAUGAAAAGGCCUGCGUGGAGAAGAAUGUAUCCACUCCUGGCAUAAGCAUCUACUUUGAGGCAUACCUUUACAGUAGUGGGAACUACAGCAGUUCAUCGUGGCAGUUACCAGCCUCCUCUUUGUUGGCUCCCCAGAGGAGGCCCUCUAUGGGAGAAGAGGAGGAUGAACAUGACUCUCCUGUGGAGGGACAACCUGAGAAGGUCAAGAAACCAAAAAAGGUCUACUGUUACAUAUCGCCAAAGCAAUUAUCCGUGAAGGAAUUCUACCUGAAAAUUAUUCCAUGGCGCCUUUUCACCUUUCGAGUAUGUCCAGGAACAAAGUUUACCUAUUAUGGUCCUGACCCAGUUCACAAGUACCUAACUCUAGUAGUGGAUGAUGGGAUACAGCCUCCUGUGGAGCUAAGCUGCAAAGAUAGGAACAUCAUGGCUGCCACCUUCAUUCGCUUCCUGCACAAGAAUAUUGGCGGCUCUGAAACGUUCCAAGACAAGGUGAAUUUCUUUCAGCGUGAACUCAGGCACAUCCAUUCCAAGAGACCUCGCACCAAGACCUGCCUAAAAGUCAGCCGACACGCCAUUCUGGAUUCAUCAUUGAAGGCCACAAGGAACUUCUCAGUGUCUGACUGGAGUAAAAACUUUGAGGUCGUGUUUCAGGACGAGGAAGCUCUGGACUGGGGCGGUCCGCGCAGGGAGUGGUUUGAACUGAUUUGCAAGACCCUCUUUGACACAUCGAAUCAAUUGUUCACCCGCUUCAGUGACAACAACCAGGGCCUUGUACACCCAAAUCCCGAGAGGCCACCCCACUUGCGCCUAAAGAUGUACGAGUUUGCGGGUCGCGUUGUAGGGAAAUGUCUGUAUGAGUCUGCUCUGGGUGGAGCCUACAAACAGCUGGUUCGAGCUCGCUUUACACGUUCCUUCUUGGCCCAAAUCAUUGGCCUGAGAAUGAACUACAAGUACUUUGAGACGGAUGACCAGGAGUUCUACAAAACUAAAGUGUGCUUCAUCCUAAACAAUGACGUGAGUGAAAUGGACCUGGUGUUUGCCGAGGAAAAGUAUAGCAAGUCGGGACAGCUGGAGAAGGUGGUGGAGCUUAUAUCUGGUGGAGCUCAAAUUGCUGUGACCAAUGAAAACAAGAUGCAUUAUCUUAACCUGCUGGCCCAGUACAGACUGGCCAGUCAGGUAAGAGAUGAGGUGGAACAUUUCCUCAAAGGUUUGAAUGAACUGGUUCCAGAAAACCUGCUAGCCAUAUUUGAUGAGAACGAAUUGGAGCUGCUGAUGUGUGGCACUGGUGACAUAAACGUACAGGACUUCAAGGCCCACGCUGUGAUUGUUGGCGGAUCGUGGCACUUCCGAGAGAAGGUGAUGAAGUGGUUCUGGGCGGUGGUGUCUAGCUUCACGCAGGAAGAACUGGCACGUCUUCUGCAGUUCACCACCGGCUCCUCUCAGCUUCCCCACGGCGGGUUCAACACUCUUUGCCCCUCGUUCCAGAUCAUCGCUGCCCCCACACAUAGCACUUUGCCCACUGCACACACCUGUUUUAACCAGCUGUGCCUCCCUACCUACGACUCCUACGAGGAGCUGCACAAGAUGCUGAAGCUGGCCAUCAGCGAGGGCAGUGAGGGUUUUGGCAUGCUCUGACUCUUCCAUCAACUGGCACUGUGGUUUCACACAUACAAGAGACCAGCACUGCUCCACUGCCCUGGUUUCCUGCAUUCGUUCACAUUUAACAGGUGGACUUGUUGGCACUCUCACCCCCUCUAAUAAAUACCCUCUCUCAAGAUGAGCGAGCGUUUCAGGAAGUCCCAGGAGUCUGUGGUGAAUCUCAUAUGAACUCUAGUGCUACUGUAUAUAAAAUAUUCCACUUUUGUAUAAAGAAAAAAGGAAAAACAAACAGACAAAAAUGACAAAAUUCCAACUGCUGAAAAAGGGUGUUUGGACAAUUUUUAUUUCCUGAUGCUAAAGUUUGCUUAGUUUUAUAUGUUUGAGAAACGAAUAAUACUAGAGCAAAGGCCUUGAGUAUAACUGUAUAACUGCUUCUUUGGCAUUUUGCAAACUGAGGAACACUUAAGUGCAACAGCAGCCUACAUGUGACGUGGGUGACAUGUGCAUCUACAGCACUUUGGCCUUAAUCGAUCAGGGACUGAUGUGUGUAUGUAAAUAUUAUAAUAUCACUCUUUAAUUUGUACAUACUAGCGCGUAUACAAAUGUUUUCAUCUUGUUACUUUUUGAUUUAAUAUUUAAGGAGAAGGGAUUUUCUUUACUGUUGCACGUUUGAUGGGUUGAGAUUUAAUAUAAUUUCUACAAGUUUUUUUUUUUUUUUUCCUGUCUGAGCAGAAGUGGGUUUUAAAAGGAGCCAAGUGAUAUUGUUUCUAUAUACAUUUUAACUUAUUGUGUCUUGAAAGUAAAGUUUCUGUUGUCCCUUAAUCUUUGGUUUUUUAUGUUUUAUAAACCUGCCUUAUUCGUGCCCUUUGCCUCUGAUUGUAUCCCGAGAGGUGCGUAGGUGAGAGAAACAUGCUCAACAAUAGUAGGUAAUAGUCAUGUUAUGAUUUUUCUCUUAUUACAUGCAGAGGUUACUGUGGAUGUGAAAGCUGUUUGGGUGUUGGAGGGGUGAGCUCUUGUAUAACAAACAUUUUGUUAUAUAAUGUUUUUGACUGACUCAUUCACAGCCUUUCAUGGGUUUACCUCAGAAUCUCCUUUGCCACCUAUGCAUCCUCUGACACAGGUGUGUAUGUUUUCAUGCACAUGCAUGGCAAACAUGUGCAUACGGUUUGUUCAUAGUUGCCUCCUUCCAGCCCUGACUGUACAACCUUUAGCCAUAUGCUCCAUCAUCCUGUAAGCUAAGCAAAGCAUCUUUGAACAAUAAACCCUGUUUCUUUGUUAUAUUGUUGUAAAACUAUUUAUUUUUAUUGCUGUUAGUUUUGUCGAUAUCCUGAGCCAACAGAAGUGUUUCCUUGUUUAUUUGUUUGUUUGUUUUAUGAAGUUUUUUCUUAUUUAUUAGCACUUCCUUUUGUGUUGCAGAGUUUACAUGGUCAUUGGCCAAUUUGGAAAAGUCUGCUGACAGCUUGUAGAGCAUUUAGGAAAAGUGAUGUUUACUCAUAGCAAAAAGAAAAUGUUAAUAGGUAAUGAUUCUUCUUAGUAGUAUUUUGAUUUGUUUCGCCCCGUAAGCAGUCAAAUUUGACUCAAGAGAUUGAACUUAGUAAAUGGCAAAGCAAUCCCAUUUUGACAGUAGGUGUUGGAUUUAUUUACAUUGGCUCCUCAGUGCCAAUCGAAUGUCAGAGCUUUAGCUGAUCUUACAGUGUUAAA
Molecule: messenger RNA, 5062 nt
Organism: Oreochromis niloticus (Nile tilapia)
Lineage: Eukaryota; Metazoa; Chordata; Actinopteri; Cichliformes; Cichlidae
Gene: arel1
Product: apoptosis resistant E3 ubiquitin protein ligase 1
Exons: 22
Coding region: 335-3397 (1020 amino acids)
Biological process (GO): protein polyubiquitination; negative regulation of apoptotic process; ubiquitin-dependent protein catabolic process
Cellular component (GO): cytosol; cytoplasm
Molecular function (GO): ubiquitin protein ligase activity
Source: RefSeq, a predicted model, not a curated record